Molecule: messenger RNA, 2499 nt
Organism: Belonocnema kinseyi
Lineage: Eukaryota; Metazoa; Arthropoda; Insecta; Hymenoptera; Cynipidae
Product: zinc finger MYND domain-containing protein 11
Exons: 7
Coding region: 289-2154 (621 amino acids)
Biological process (GO): regulation of transcription elongation by RNA polymerase II
Molecular function (GO): transcription corepressor activity; protein binding
Source: RefSeq, a predicted model, not a curated record
CCUAGAAUUUGCUCCAAUUUUUUGCAGUGUUGAUCAAUUAUAAUCAUUAUAAUCAAAAUAUUUUCAAUAAAAAAAAAAUGUCUACAUGUCCGAUUUUAUUAUAGUAAUUUUGAGGAAUUAUUCGGGACCAAAAAUUGUCGCAGAAAUAGUAGAAAACUAGUGAAAUAUCUAUUUGGAAUUGUGACGCUUAGUGACACUUAUUUCUAUUAAUCAAGACUUUAAUUAAUUUUUUUAUCCAAUUUUGUGUAGGGUGCUUGUAAGGAAAUUUAAUUAAUUGAGCAGUAAAACAUGUCUAUAAGACGUCGAACGGAUCCUGCGACAGUCCAGCGAAUAUGGGACUCUAUAAAAAUUACGCUUCACCAAAGAAAUUUACCGACUUACGAUCGUAUUAUGCGACACUUGGCCCGUGUUUAUGCAACCUCCGAAGAAAUUGCCAAGGAAGAUUUGAACAAUGCGAUGGAAGAUGGACUGAUAUCAUUGAAAUCGGAUCCUGUUAAAGGUGGAAUUGAACAGGAGACCCUCAGAUUUCCCACGGAACCACCCAAUGACGAUGGACACGACUGGUACUGUUUUCAUUGUCACAAAGCCGGAAAAGUCGAAUGUUGCCAACAGUGUCACAGAGUCUAUCAUCUAGACUGUCAUGAACUUAAAAAUCCUGAGAAACAACUAUGCAUUUUCUGCGAGGAAAUAGAUAGCGAAAUAUACACGGGCAAAACGGACGUGAAUACAAUUCUGAGCUAUAUGUGUGGCCACUUAAAAGCAAAAUUACCUGCCGAGAUUACAAAUCGACAGAUAGUCGAUGACAAAGUUCCACCUGUUGCGCCUCCUGGUGGUUUUGCUGGACCAACGUGGAUCAGCGAAGGAGACGAUGCCUGGAGGCCGGGAAUAUUGAUAAAAAAUCACAUGGAUCUCGCGAUGAUGGACUCGAAAACCCAGCAGAAGGUGUACAAAACACUUACAGAAUUUCAGGCUGAGGCUCACAAUAUUCUCCACAAUAUCAUCAUCUAUCAUGGAGAAGAGAGUAUCGUGGGGGAAAUGGGAGUCAGAAUGUACGAGGAUUGCUGUUACGAUCUUCAAGAAAUUCGUCGUUGCACCGACUGCUAUCGGCUCUCCAACGAGAAGGCAGAAAAACUCUGGUUCUGCAAACCCUGCGAUCCACCUCAUAAAUUAGUUUACGCCAAACAAAAAGGCUAUCCUUAUUGGCCAGCGAAAGUUAUGCAAGUCACGAAUGAUGUCUAUGAUGUUCGAUUUUUUGGAGGGCAACAUUUGCGGGCCAAUAUCACAAAAGAUUUCAUUCGUGGUAUCAACGUGAAUUUAAAAAGUCUACAGAUAAAAAAAUCUGUAGCGUGGACCAAAGCUUACGAUGAAUUGAAGCAUCAUCAGGCCCUUCUUCAGAAAAUGGGGAAACACAAAUUGGUGAAUUCCCAGGAUGUCGAUGAAAAUCAGGGUCAUAAAGUUGCAAAGAUUCGAAAGAUUGACAAAUCAAGUACCAAAGAUUCAAAGAAUACUCCACUACAAAAGCGGCUCUUGAAAGACUUGAGAGUGAAGGUGGAAAGGCUGAGUUCUGACGGAAAUUCAGAUCAUUCAGAGAGGGGAGAAAAUGACGAAAAAGAGGGACAGGGAAGUACGUCGAAGAAGAGGCCAAAAAGUGUGGAUGUGCCGAAUUUACCUGUUGCUGAGGAUGAACCCGCGAGGGAAAUUUCCAGCUCUUGUCCUCAGGGAUUGAAAAAGGAAGGUUCACAGGAGGAUAUGGUGACGUCUAGUAGUCAGGAACCUAGGACCAAAUGUGUCCUUAUACAGACAGAACAGGUUCAAGCAGAAGUUGUACCUGCGAAGUUAAAAAGAGAACGCAGGACUUCUGAUCAGCCAGUGACUAGUGUCGUGGACAAAUUGCGCGAAGAUCUUCGACAGGAACUGGAGCGCGAGAAAUGUCGAGACAUCGAAAAUCUCCAGGCGGAACAUGCAAGUCAGCUGCAGCAACUGAAGGAGCGACAUCAGCAGCUUGUUUCCGAGAUCAAGAAGAAGCAAUGGUGCUACAAUUGCGAGGCAGAGGCGAUUUAUCAUUGCUGCUGGAAUACGGCUUAUUGUAGCACCGAUUGCCAGCAACGUCAUUGGCAGCGCGAGCACAAGAGAGUUUGUCGUCGGAAGCGAUAACGAUCAACCUUGUCGAACAGAUCCCUGAAAGCACAAAUAUUUCUUCUCGACAUGACGGAACUCCUUUCCAAACCCUUCUUUUGAAAGGUUUCAGAUUUACAACACCAGUUGACCAAUUGCUUAUUAUUACCCGAGGAUAAUUUCCUCUUCCAAAAUAAGCACUCGUUUAGUCUGUAAGUGAAAGAUGAGAACGUUGAUCUCCAUACUUGGGGAAUGAAAUUUUCUCUUUGAAAUGUUUAUCGACAUUUAAAAUGUACAUAUACAUGAAUUUUGAAAAUUCUGGUUUUAAGGACGUUUGAUGAACGUUUUAAAGUUGUACUAAUCGACUAGUUGGCAAAAAAAAAA